Molecule: messenger RNA, 240 nt
Organism: Racocetra persica
Lineage: Eukaryota; Fungi; Glomeromycota; Glomeromycetes; Diversisporales; Gigasporaceae
Source: the annotation of a GenBank genome assembly
ACUCAACCGAAGAAUUAAAGACUCCAAACCAAAAGUUAAAAUAUUCAACUAUCUUUAGUGUUAUCAUUUCUCUUAUACUUUAUACAUUAACUCAAAUUGCUUUUAUAACGGUUGUCGACCCUAAACAAGCUAUUUAUUCUAAUGAUACUAUGGCUAUAGAAUUUGGACACGCUAUACUUGGUGAGCCCGGAAGGAUAAUUAUUGCAAUAUGUAUUUUAAUUUCUUCUUCUGGAUGUGUGG